Molecule: messenger RNA, 1508 nt
Organism: Brassica oleracea var. oleracea
Lineage: Eukaryota; Viridiplantae; Streptophyta; Magnoliopsida; Brassicales; Brassicaceae
Product: probable ADP,ATP carrier protein At5g56450
Exons: 1
Coding region: 267-1244 (325 amino acids)
Biological process (GO): mitochondrial ADP transmembrane transport; mitochondrial ATP transmembrane transport
Cellular component (GO): mitochondrial inner membrane
Molecular function (GO): ATP:ADP antiporter activity
Source: RefSeq, a predicted model, not a curated record
AAUUCUAUCUAAAACAACCUUUCACUGUUUCGUUUCCUUUCCCCCUUUUAUCUUUAUCCUCUGAGUUCGAAUAACACGCAAGAGACCCGAAUCAGUCUCUUUCUAGGGUUAAUUUGGAAUCUACUUUGCUCUUGUUCCCGAAACAAUGCCAGAUUGAACAAAAUCGAAACCAACCCACUUCGAAAUCUCCCCAAAGUUUCGAUUUUGAAUCAACCCACUUCGAAAAGAUCGAAACUUUGCCAUCGUUAUCGAAUCGCAUUUUCAAGAUGGGCAUCCAAGAAGACCCCGGUGCUCACUCGCCAAACCGAAACCGAAGGAACCCAUCAUCGCUUCCACAGACUCUCAAACAUUUCCACAGAGAUUUACUCGCCGGAGCCGUGAUGGGAGGCGUCGUCCACACGAUCGUGGCCCCAAUCGAGAGAGCCAAGCUCCUCCUCCAGACCCAGGAGAGCAACAUCGCCAUCGUCGGAGACUCCUCGGGGAAGAGACGCUUCAAAGGAAUGUUCGAUUUCAUCCACCGCACGGUCCGUGAAGAAGGCGUUUUAUCGCUAUGGAGAGGCAACGGGAGCAGCGUGCUUCGCUACUACCCUUCCGUCGCUCUCAACUUCUCCCUCAAGGACCUCUACAGAAACAUCCUCCGCAACAGCAGCUCUCAGGAGAAUCACGUCUUCUCCGGGGCCUUAGCUAACUUCAUCGCCGGCUCUGCGGCUGGAUGCACGGCUUUGAUCGUUGUUUACCCUCUUGAUAUAGCUCACACGCGUUUGGCUGCUGACAUUGGGAAGAAGGAGGCUCGUCAGUUCAGAGGGAUCCAUCAUUUCUUGACGACGGUUCAGAGGAAAGACGGUGUUAGAGGGAUCUACAGAGGGUUGCCUGCGUCUCUGCACGGUGUGAUUAUUCACCGUGGGUUGUACUUUGGUGGGUUUGAUACGGUUAAGGAGGUUUUGUCUGAAGAUAAGGAGUUGGCGUUGUGGAAGAGAUGGGUUUUGGCUCAGGGUGUGACUACUUCUGCUGGUUUGGCUUCUUACCCGUUGGAUACGGUUAGGAGACGGAUCAUGAUGCAGUCUGGGAUUGAGCAUCCGAUGUAUAGUAGCACGUUGGAUUGCUGGAAGAAGAUUUAUAGGGUUGAAGGGCUGGCUUCUUUUUACCGUGGUGCCCUUUCGAAUAUGUUUAGGAGUACUGGUUCUGCUGCGAUCUUGGUUUUUUAUGAUGAGGUGAAGAAGUUCUUGAAUUGGGGAGGGAUUUGAAGCUGAGAGGUAAGCUCCAAAUUAGAAGUCAGAAGAAGAAAUGAUUGAUUCAUUUUGAUACUACUACACCUUAACAUGGAGACACUUGUAGAUUUAGUUGAUGAUAUUCGUUUCACAGUAUGCAUAUUGAUUCUUUUUUUCUUUUUUGUUAUAGACUUUGUUUGUAUGAGGAUGAAUAAAAGAAAGGAGUCUAUUUUGUAAAUAAAAGAACACGGAAUUGCAUUUUCCUUUUAUUAAAUUUGUUAUCAGUCUGAGUUUUCAUUA